UCGCAAUCUCUUUUCCCUUGUCACCACUUUAAUGUCUUCUGCCAACGAGCCAUUGCCUCCCGUCGGGCACGCCAUGGCCGGUUCUGCUGGGGCAAUGUUUGCUCUUGCAUGUGUCUAUCCACUAGAUAUUAUUAAAACUAGAAUUCAGGUGCAAACAAAGCAUGAAGGAGUCGAAUCCACUGAGGCUGAAUACAAUUCGGCUUUGAGUGGGAUUAAAUACAUCCUCAAGCAGGAGGGAUUUGCAGGAUUGUACGCUGGAUUGCCCAGUUCAUUGAUCGGUACCGCAUCAACCAACUUCACCUAUUUUUACGCUUACUCGUUCCUCCGAACCAAUUACAAUAAGAAAUACAAUCCCAAUGCCGGUACUUUGUCCACUGCUAUGGAAUUGUUGCUUGGCGCUGCUGCUGGCGCUAUCACAACCUUGAUCACCACUCCCGUUUCGGUGAUCACCACUCGACAACAGACACUUCCUGCCAAUGAACGUCAAAGUGUCGUCGAGACUACUCGAUCUAUCAUUGCAGAGGAAGGUGUACAAGGACUUUGGAAGGGCGUGAAACCAUCAUUGGUUCUCUGCGUCAAUCCUGCCAUUACCUAUGCUAGUUUCGAGAAAUUCAAGGAAUUUGUUCUUAAAUCUUUAGAUAAGAAGGUCUUGACACCUGGCUUAGCCUUCUUCGUUGGCGCAUUGAGCAAAACCCUUGCUACUGUUAUCACAUACCCUUACAUUAUGGCCAAGGUUAGAUUGCAAUGGAAGGCACCAAAAGAGAUGGAAGGAAAGAUUCAAGCAUACACUGGUUCCUUUGACGUCUUAGGCAGGGUUCUCAAGACCGAGGGCUUCUUUGGCUGGUACAAGGGCAUGAGCACUCAGAUCACUAAGGCUGUUCUGUCGCAAGCAUUGCUGUUCAUGAUGAAAGACAUUUUCACACGUUAUACCAUCAUGGCAUUUGCACUUGUUAGAGCUCUGAAAGCAAAGCAAGCAUAGAUCUUUAACUUUGUUUACUGUUUU
Umbelopsis ramanniana AG is the source of this 1003-nucleotide messenger RNA. RefSeq lists its product as uncharacterized. The transcript is spliced from 3 exons. Bases 32 to 979 code for a protein of 315 amino acids. Lineage: Eukaryota; Fungi; Mucoromycota; Umbelopsidomycetes; Umbelopsidales; Umbelopsidaceae. Gene Ontology annotation, biological process: transmembrane transport. The record is from RefSeq and is a predicted model, not a curated record.